Molecule: messenger RNA, 2361 nt
Organism: Cutaneotrichosporon cavernicola
Lineage: Eukaryota; Fungi; Basidiomycota; Tremellomycetes; Trichosporonales; Trichosporonaceae
Gene: cut9
Exons: 4
Coding region: 1-2361 (786 amino acids)
Biological process (GO): positive regulation of mitotic metaphase/anaphase transition; cell division; anaphase-promoting complex-dependent catabolic process
Cellular component (GO): anaphase-promoting complex; cytoplasm
Molecular function (GO): protein binding
Source: RefSeq, a predicted model, not a curated record
AUGCCCACACGUACCCCACCAUUGCAAGCGACCCACGUCACGCCUCAACACAUUCACAUACGUCGACGACAUGCUCCAGGCAGCGCAGGGCCAUCAACGCUCUCCCAAUCCUUCAGUCUCGGUCCCCCAGAUGGCGACAUUUCCGAUGCGAGCAUUGGCACUCCCACCCGUAGAAGAGUGACUGUCCUCACAACUUCUGAACAGGGCAACAUGGGCCUGCACGGGCAGCUCUCCCCUCGUGUGCGCUCAGCCCUCGCCCGCUCGCCUGGCGCCCCAUCACUCGCACCCGGUAGCGAACCGCGCACCCGCUCCCGAUCACGCCUCAGCGAGGUAUUUAGACCCGCCAACGGCCAUCAAGAAGAAGAAGAAGACGACGACAACAACAUGGACGACAGCGACUCGUGGACUAUGAUCGAUUCUAUGCGGAUCUGGCGCUCAGAUGCCAUGACACACCACCUGUACGAGACGGCCGCGUUCUGGGCCAACAAGAUUCUGGACUGGACAGGCGAUGCCAACGACGCGUUCUGGCUCGCCCAAGCAUACUAUCACAUGCGUCAUUUCGUGCGCGCCGAGCGCCUUCUCACAGAGGCCCUUCCCCACCCCAAGGCGUCUCUGCUUGACAAAGGCAAGCAGAAGGCCAACGAUCUCAACCGCAAUGUCGACGAAGCGGAACGCAAGGCCCCUAUUCGUGAACACCUCGCGUGUCGCCUCCUGGCUGCCCAGUGCUUAAUGGAGCAGGAAGAAUACGAGGACGCUCUCGAGAUGCUCGGUAUCCAGAGUUCCUUUGGCGAGACGGACGCCGCGUCACGCCCAUCAACAGACGAAGGCAUCAAGGUGUUCUCGAGCAUGUGUUACCUCCGCGGCCUGCUGCAUUUGCGCCUGUCAUCCCCUAUCGAGGCCAAAGAGUCGUUCAUGGAGGCCCUCACGCUCGACGUGAAGAACUACGACGCGUUCCACGAGCUCAUCAAUGGACAAAUGAUGAAGCCUGGAGAGGAAUGGGAGUUUAUCAACACGCUCGCGUACCAAUCACAGCUGAGCGAUGACGAAGCCGCGUUCGUCCGGCUCAUGUACAUCUCAAAGUUGCGCAAGGAGUCGCACAUCAAGGAGAUCUCCGCUGCUGGCCGCGAGCUUGCAACAACUUACGGACUUGCGGAGAACAGCGACGUGCUCGUUGGAAUCGCAGACGAGCUGUUCGCCAAUUACAAGUGGGAGGAGUGCUACGUCGUCACCUCCAAGAUCCUCAACAAGGUCCCUGGCCACUCGGAAGCUCUCACCCUCCAGCUUGCGUGCAUGCACCACAUCCCGCGCCUCCACUCCGCAAUCUAUGCGCUCGCCCAUACAUUGGUCAGGACCGAACCGCACGAGGCGACGACCUGGUGGGCCGUCGGCAUGUGGUACUACUCUGGACAACGUUGGGCCGACGCGCGCCGGUACUUUAGCAAGGCCAACCUCAUCGACCAGCGCUUUGGCCCAGCGUGGAUCACCUUUGCCCACUCCUACCGCCAGGAAGGCGAGCACGACCAGGCAAUCACUGCGUACUCGACGGCUGCCCGCAACUUCCCUGGAUCUCACCUCCCGUAUCUCUUCAUUGGCAUGUCGUACCUGCAGCUCUCGCUGUCUGAUCUCGCGGAGGAGUACCUUGCUACCGCAGCGAGCUAUGACUCUACCGAUCCUCUCCUGCUCAACGAGUUGGGCGUGGCAGCGUACAACCGUGAGGACUACCUCUCGGCGAUCGAGUACUUUGAGGCCGCGCUGGGAGGUGCAGCCAAGAUGCAGGGCUCGUCCGAACCAUGGGCCGCGACGCACAACAACAUGGGACACGCGCUGCGUAACCUCGGCCGCUACGACGAGGCCAAGAAGCACUAUGCGACCGCGAUCCGCCUCAACCCGACCGACGCAACGGCGUACGCGAGCCAGGGCAUGAUAUCGCAAUUCUUAGGUGACGUGCGAGGCGCCAUCAAGCUGUACCACCAGGCGCUCGCCAUCCUGCCCCAGGAGCCCGUUGCGACGAUCCUUCUCGAGAUGGCCCUCACGGAACAGGUGCGCUCUCUGGACCCCACGACGCUGCCGGGCCUGCCAGCCGCGAUAGUCGACAAGGACCUCGACCCAUUCAAUGUUCCCAAGGGCAAUCCAGUGUUCGGACCGCUGCCCAUAGAUGUCGACCCGCUCACAUUCGAGGAGGCGGGUGACGCGAGCCUGUUCUCUGUACCGGGGAGCAGUACUCGCACCGUUGUUCCUCACAUCCACGUUGAUGACAUGACAUCGAUGUCAAUGUCAAUAUCGAUGGCGGCGUCCCAUCGCCUCCGGCCCGACGCCAGCAUCAUGGACGAGUCGAGCGUGAUGGACAUCGAGGAGGACUAG